CACUCUUCCUUUUCUCACUCACACACAAAUGCUUCCUGCUACCCUGCGUUCCGUGCGCUCGUUCUCGACGUCCGUGCGCGCCGCGGCUUCCGACAUUUCGUUUGCCAACCUCAAGGUGCAGAAGGCCGCCCCCGAGGCACGCAAGACCAAGCCCGCCAACAAGGACUUGGUCUUUGGCGCUUCCUUCUCGGAUCACAUGCUCGAGGUGCCGUGGAACAAGCAGUCGGGCUGGGCUGCUCCGAUCAUCUCCCCUUACCACCGCCUCUCCAUCGACCCCGCGUCGAACGUGCUCCACUACGGCAUUGAGUGCUUUGAGGGCAUGAAGGCCUACAAGGACAAGCACAACCAAAUCCGCUUGUUCCGCCCUGACAAGAACAUGGCUCGCCUCAAGUCUUCCUGCGAGCGCAUUGCUCUUCCAUCGUUCAACACAAACGAGUUCCUGAACUGCAUCAAGGAGCUGGUCAAGCUCGAUGCCGACUGGAUUCCCAAGGAGAAGGGCUACUCUCUGUACAUUCGCCCGACUGCCAUCGGCACUCAGGAAUCGCUCGGUGUCGGCGCUUCGAACAGCUCUUUGCUCUUCGUCAUCAACUCGCCCGUCGGCCCGUACUACAAGACCGGAUUCGCUCCAGUCAAGCUGCUCGCCGACACCAACAACGUUCGCGCGUGGCCCGGCGGCACGGGUGGCUACAAGCUCGGCCUCAACUAUGCGCCCACGAUUCUUCCCCAGCUCAAGGCCAUGGAGGACGGCUGCCAGCAAGUUCUCUGGCUGUUUGGCCCCGAGCUUGAAAUCACCGAAGUCGGCACGAUGAACUUCUUUAUGUUCUGGAAGAACCAGAACGGAGAAACCGAGCUCGUCACCCCGCCGCUCAAGGACAUCAUCUUGCCCGGUGUGACGCGCGACUCUAUUCUGUCCCUCGCUCGCUCCUGGGGCGAGUUCAAGGUUUCCGAGCGCAACUUUACCAUCCACGAUGUUGUUCGUGGCAUCAAGGAGAAGCGGGUUAUUGAGCUGUUUGGCGCUGGCACGGCGGCCAUCGUUUCGCCCAUCGGCUGCAUCAAGUUCGAGGGCCAGGACUACCCAAUUCCGCUUGAGCUUGGCGGCAGCGGCAAGCUCACCAAGCGUUUCUUCGACACCAUGAUGAGCAUUCAGUAUGGCGAGUUGGAGCACGAGUGGUCGGUCAUCGUCAAGUAAAUUUUCUGCAACAGAGUUGGGAUUCUGGUGCUGGAUGUGUUGUCGUGACACGAAUACUAGUAGCUUCUGCCACGUCCUUGUGCUACGCCAAUUCAUGUUGGGUACAUUUUCAAAAACAUUGAUCUUUUGUUAUUUUCACUGUACAACGAUGCUGAGCAGGCAACAUCGCAUCAAAACGACAAUCUUGUGUAACG
Messenger RNA from Capsaspora owczarzaki ATCC 30864, 1383 nucleotides. Its product is annotated as branched-chain-amino-acid aminotransferase. Gene Ontology annotation, biological process: branched-chain amino acid metabolic process. The transcript is spliced from 10 exons. Lineage: Eukaryota; Filasterea; Ministeriida; Capsasporidae. Bases 29 to 1189 code for a protein of 386 amino acids. The record is from RefSeq and is a predicted model, not a curated record. Gene Ontology annotation, cellular component: mitochondrion. Gene Ontology annotation, molecular function: branched-chain-amino-acid:2-oxoglutarate transaminase activity.